This is a messenger RNA of Prosopis cineraria, 552 nucleotides long. RefSeq names its product cytosolic sulfotransferase 15-like. Gene Ontology annotation, cellular component: cytoplasm. The transcript is spliced from 2 exons. The record is from RefSeq and is a predicted model, not a curated record. Gene Ontology annotation, biological process: sulfation. The coding region runs from base 1 to 552 and encodes 183 amino acids. Lineage: Eukaryota; Viridiplantae; Streptophyta; Magnoliopsida; Fabales; Fabaceae. Gene Ontology annotation, molecular function: sulfotransferase activity.
AUGGCUGAAACUACUACCACAUCGUUCAAAAGAAGCCACUCAGGUGUUGAGCUUGAGAAUGAGGCUUGUGAUGAAGAAUAUGAAAAACUUAGCCAAGAAUUUAAUCGUAAGCGUUUCUCUCCUUCACAAAAUAACCAUCCAUUACUCUCUUCCAAUCCACGCGAAGAAGCAUUGGAGAGCUACUCAAAUUGUAUCUAUGAGACUGGUCCAUUUUGGACAAAUAUGUUGGGUUAUUGGAGAGAAAGCAAAGAGAGACCAAACAAGGUAUUGUUUUUAAGGUAUGAGGAUUUGAAAGGGGAUAUCAAAUUCUACUUGGAAAGAAUUGCUGAGUUCUUGGAUUGCCCAUUCAAUUCUGUGGAGGAAAGUGAAGGUGUUAUUGAAAACAUAAUUGAGUUGUGCAGCUCUCAAAAGAUGAAGGAAUUGGAAGUGAACAAGACUGGGAAGUUUGUAAACAAGUUUGAAAACAGGGAUUUCCUCAGGAAAGGUGAAGUAGGUGAUUGGUUUAAUCAUUUUCUCAUCAUGGAUGAUAAAGAAAUUGUUCAAAGUGAUUGA